CCCCAAAAUGUCCAUAAUAGUAAUAUUAUAUAUACAUUCAACAUAAUCACCACAUAUAUAAAGGUGAGAGAAUAAAUACAUUGCCUCUUAGAUCAAAUCAAUCAUAGCUAUUCAUAAUGGCUUUGCAUUUUUACCUCUCAAUUCUUUCUUUUGCAGCUUUGGCUCUUUGCAGUUCAGCAGAUUACAGUUCUGUUAAUUUUAGUUAUAUUGGUCCAAAUGGUCCUGACAAAUGGGGAAGUUUGAGUCCAGCUUAUGCAGCAUGUUCAAAUGGGAAAAUUCAGAGUCCUGUGGAUCUUGUGUACUCAGAUAUUGUUUUGAACAAUCAAUUGGAAUCAUUAGAUAGAAACUAUGUUCCAACAAAUGCUACACUGGUUAACAACCAAUUCAAUAUUGGGGUGCAUUUUGAAGGAAAAGUGGGAGAUAUUCAUAUUAAUGGAAAAAAUUACUCAUUAAAACAACUUCACUGGCAUGCUCCUGCAGAGCACCGGGCUCAUGGCCGUAUACAUGAUGCAGAGCUCCACUUAGUUCACCUAACUGAAGACAACAACAACAUAGCAGUUGUAGCAUCACUCUACAAUUUGGGUGAUCCUGAUCCUCUUAUCUCCAAGAUUGAGGACAAGUUGAAGGAGCUAAAAAAUCAGAGCCGUACAGGAAACAAAAAUGCCAAAAUUGCCCUUGGCACAUUUGAUGUAGAAGAAAUAAAUAAAAAGAUCCAUAGAUAUUAUAGAUAUGUUGGAUCUCUUACUACACCUCCAUGCACACAAGGUGUCAUUUGGAACAUCGUCGGAAAGGUGAGAACAUUGUCCAAGAAACAACUUGAACUUCUAAAGGCACCAUUGAGUGUGGAUUUUUUCCAUAAUGCAAGGCCACUUCAACCAUUGAAUGGUCGAAAAAUUGAGAUGUAUCACUAUCACCCUAACCAAAAGCAUGAGACUCAAACACCUUGAACCAAAUAUCAUUACAAGAUUUUCUGAAGAUGACUUUACCUUUGAGGAAAGUAAUGUAAGCAUCAUAAAAGUGAUGUAGGCAUCAUAAAAUUGGGAGUUAUUUAUUCUUCUAAGAGCACUUUCUUAGGAUUGAGAUCAAAGUAUUCUGUGUUUGGUCUUAAUCAAUGCAUUAUUGACAUUUCUUAUUCCUCGUAUGAUAAGAAUUUAUAAUAAAUUUAGAAAACUCUCAAACUAAUUGUAUUCUAUUUACUAAAAUAAUUAUAUUAAUUUCUCCGUUAAA
This is a messenger RNA of Vicia villosa (hairy vetch), 1227 nucleotides long. RefSeq names its product alpha carbonic anhydrase 1, chloroplastic-like. Gene Ontology annotation, molecular function: carbonate dehydratase activity; zinc ion binding. The record is from RefSeq and is a predicted model, not a curated record. Lineage: Eukaryota; Viridiplantae; Streptophyta; Magnoliopsida; Fabales; Fabaceae. Bases 117 to 947 code for a protein of 276 amino acids. The transcript has 6 exons.